AGCGUGACGCACGCUUAACGUUACAAAAACACAUGCACGUGUUUCCGCGUUCAUAGGAAAUCUCGAAGAAAAGAUGGAUGUAUAAAGAUCACAUUGAGCGACAUGGAGUUCCUAAAGAGACCCGCUGUGCCUGAGGACUCGGUUCAGUACCGACUCUUUCUGCUCAGUCCCGAUCCUUUGGAUGUUCAGAAGAAGCAGCGGCUCCUCCUGCGGCUCCUGGAGGAUGUCCUGGCCGAGGUCGCUCCUCUGCUGGUGGGCUACAUUUGGCAGAAGGAUCCUUUUAAUCUCAGCUUCCAUCCAGAGAAAGGUGAUGUCCCGGCUCACCUGGGCGGCAGCACGGAAUUCGGCGACAAUGUUGAAGACGAGUGGUUCAUCGUUUAUCUGCUCAAACGCAUCACAAACAGGUUCAGCGAGCUAGCUGCCAGCAUCCAGGACAAUGAUGGACAGUUCCUCUUGAUCGAGGCGGCUGAGUACCUGCCCAAGUGGCUUGACCCUGAGAGCAGCGAAAACAGGGUUUUCCUGUACCAUGGUGAGCUGCACAUUUUGCCUAACCGCGUGCGUGCUGGAGAGGCGGGAUGGCCUGGAGACUCGGUGCCAUCAGUACAUGAGGCUCUGGAGGUGUUGCACAGACACGGUGAGCUCUGUUUGGCUGAUCGGCCAAUCCGAGCUGCACUGGAGCGACGACUGCAGGGGUUUCCAGGUAAAAUCAAGACCAGCCUCCAUCAUGCCCAUUGCUACGUACCUGCAGGUGUUGCAGCUGUGUUGGCACGGCGACCUGACCUUGUGGCUCCUGCUGUUUCUGCAUUUUAUCUGCGUGACCCUGUUGACCUUCAGGCCUGCAGAACUUUUCGCCACUUUCCCCCUGAUUCGAGAGUCCUCACGCUGGUGACCUUCACACGCUGUCUUUAUGCUCAGCUCCAGCAGCAGAGCUUCAUUCCUGACAGGAGGAGUGGAUUUAACCUGCCACCUCCAUCACACCCUCAAUACAAAGCUCACAACCUCGGCAUGAAGCUGGCACACGGUUUCGAGAUCCUGUGCAGUAAAAGCAGGCGCACGGAGACGAGCUCGGAAGCUCCAGUGAACGCCCAUCCGCUCUGGAGAGGAUUCCUGGACAGUCUGAACAGAAAAGAUUACUUUAAGGGGGAGCUGGAAGGCUCGGCGCGCUACAGAGAGCUCAUGACGGCAGCCAAGAGUUUCUUUAGGCAGUCCAUGCCCAGUGCUCAGAGGUGUGUUCAUGGUCCAGGUGAGGAAGUGUUGCAGGUGUUAGAGAGCGCCCCCUACAGUCUGGAGCAAUUAAAAAAACAAGAAGCUCACCUUCCACCAGAAGACAGUGACACCUGGUUAAACAUCACCCCAGAUGAGCUAGAGAGGUUGCUGGAGGAAAGAGGGGGUCAAAGGGCAGGUACAGGUCAAGCAAGCACAUGUGGAGCAGGGAGGAGUGAGGAUGAGGAGAAACAGCAGGAGGAAGAAGCCGGAUACACUCUAGUGGCUGUGACACAGGGGAUGAAGGACUUCAUAAAUGCCAUGUCAUCACACGAAGGAGCUGAAUUCCCACGGUCGUGUUUGUCAGAGUCGUUCAGUUUUGACCCUGACGCAGUGACGAGCGCUCUGGACAGACUGCUUGGUGGUAAAGAUGAGGAACUGGACUCAGAUGAUUUAGAUGAUGAUGAUGAUGAUGAGGAUGAUGAUGAUGAAGCAGAGGAUGAAGUACCUGAAGAGCAGACAAGAGCAGAGACGUUGGAGAAUCUGAAGAGAUACAUGGAGGAGAUGGAUCAAGAGCUUCGAACCACGAAUGUCGGACAGAGUUUCACAUCUAAUGGCAAAGGCGGUGAUAUCGGGGCAGACGCAGCAGGAAGCUCUGAGCAGACUGAAGACGAAAUCCAGCCGUUAGACGUAGACGUCAACCUGGUAACCAACCUGCUCGAGUCGUUAUCCUCUCAGGCCGGUCUCGCCGGACCCGCCUCGAACCUGCUGCACAGCCUCGGUUUACGACUGCCCCCUAACGCCGACCCCUCUUAAGGACACUCACCCGAACCGGCUCGAAUAGCACUUAUAUACAUGGAGCAUCGGUGCAUCAAAUGUCAUGUCUUUUAUAACGAAAUUAAACAUAUGAACGAAUUCAAAAGUGUGUAUUUUUGUUCAGGAUGUCUAAUAAAACAGUUUUGUAAAGCGCUUGUACAA
Molecule: messenger RNA, 2181 nt
Organism: Clarias gariepinus (North African catfish)
Lineage: Eukaryota; Metazoa; Chordata; Actinopteri; Siluriformes; Clariidae
Gene: ecd
Product: ecdysoneless homolog (Drosophila)
Exons: 12
Coding region: 103-2019 (638 amino acids)
Cellular component (GO): nucleus
Source: RefSeq, a predicted model, not a curated record